AUGGCCAGCACCAUCUCCGCAUACAAGGAGAAGAUGAAGGAGCUGUCGGUGCUGUCGCUCAUCUGUUCCUGCUUCUACUCACAGCCACACCCCAAAACCGUCUACCAGUAUGGGGACAUGGAAGUGAAACAGCUGGACAAGAGGGCCUCCGGCCAGAGCUUUGAGGUCAUCCUCAAGUCCCCUUCCGACCUGUCCCCGGAGAGUCCCGUGCUCUCCUCCCCGCCCAAGAGGAAGGACACCUCCCUGGAAGAGCUGCAGAAGCGGCUGGAGGCAGCUGAGGAGCGGAGGAAGACGCAGGAGGCGCAGGUGCUGAAGCAGCUGGCGGAGCGGCGCGAGCACGAACGUGAGGUGUUGCACAAGGCGCUGGAGGAGAACAACAACUUCAGUCGUCUGGCCGAGGAGAAGCUCAACUACAAGAUGGAGCUCAGCAAGGAGAUCCGCGAAGCGCACUUGGCGGCGCUGCGUGAGCGGCUGCGCGAGAAGGAGCUGCACGCGGCCGAGGUGCGCAGGAACAAGGAGCAGCGCGAGGAGAUGUCCGGCUAAGGGGCCUUCUGGACUCCGCGACGCCUGGAUCCCGAGAUGAGGCAGAAACACAUCUGGGUUUCGGUUUUGUUUUGUUCGACUUUGUCUAGAUGCAACUUUUGCUCCCGCUCCUCCCUCCUCUCCUGCCCUCCCAGCUUCAGCUUCUCUUUCCGCGCUCCGAGCUGUCUGGUCCUUGUGGCAAGGCUUUGACCACAGGCUCUCUCUGGAGGAGCCCCCAGGGAGUGGCACACGAUCCCUCAGUUCAGGCCCAAGCUGGGCGGUGGCUGGGUCCCCUCUUGGCAACCCUCUUAGCAGACGUGGUGUCGACCUCAAUAAAGCCAGCGAUGGUGGCAGGAAC
This is a messenger RNA of Budorcas taxicolor (takin), 880 nucleotides long. It is a transcript of the gene STMN3, whose product is annotated as stathmin 3. The record is from RefSeq and is a predicted model, not a curated record. The transcript has 5 exons. Gene Ontology annotation, biological process: regulation of microtubule polymerization or depolymerization; neuron projection development; microtubule depolymerization. Bases 1 to 543 code for a protein of 180 amino acids. Lineage: Eukaryota; Metazoa; Chordata; Mammalia; Artiodactyla; Bovidae. Gene Ontology annotation, cellular component: neuron projection; cytoplasm. Gene Ontology annotation, molecular function: tubulin binding.